GCCGAGGCCAGUGAGCUAGCACAAGCAAAAAGAAAAGCGUGAGCAUGAGCAGCGACCGCAACUGCUACGUUACCUUUGACGAGAUAACCGCGCGCCAAGCUGCGCCACUCCGGCGUCCUAAUGCUUGUGACUCUCAGCUGGUGUAUACGGCUGUUAGAGGCUGGGCUGGCGCAGACUGGCCGCAGACUACCAAGCAAGCGAAGGCUGCGAUGCGUUGUGAUAACGCGAACCCCAAGAGACCCACCUGGAACACAGCCAGGCAUCCGCGGAAAGUACAGAGACGUGCCAGGAUAAGCGCUGACUUAUCGCAGCGCAGUGGAGAUAAGUCUAGUUAUUGCGACGUAACUGCCGUGUUGCGUUAGAGUCACGCACGGCGCAGGACGCUCGGGUACGUGCCUGUGCAUGGGGCCGAACCGAGCUGGGUCUUGUACGCGUCAGGAGCACACGGCGCCUUAUCUGCCGUUGUGCUUCUGUACUGUAUUUCGGAUCGUCCCUCUGCCGGGACGGUGACCUCAGUGUGUCGCACUUAAACGUUCCCUACAUUUCUGGACUUUCUUUGCAAUCCUAUACCUGGUUCUAACUAUACUUGACCAUGUAUGGACCGAAUAAGCGUUUAAUAUAUACUCAGACGGAGUUGCAGCGUUUUGUUGCGCGAUCCUGCUCAAUGGAACCCCUUAGCUUGAUCACGCUCGCUCUCUGAUCGUAAGGGAAUGCCCUUCGAAGCUUCUCUGGCGCUUUGAACCACGCUUUGGUUCGGGGGCCGCAUUCGGGAGCAAAUCGGAGCAGAGCGGAGCUUUCAAGCGGAGCAAAGGCGCGCGAAGCGUUGCGGACAAGGCGUUCGGCAAGUCACUGAAAGCAAAAGGGCAUGCACAGCUGUGCGGGCGGGCUACUUGCUUGCCAUGCGCGGUCCUGCUUGCCGUGCCUUCGUGUCUACCCGUCGCUUUACAGUUCACAGCUUUGUGCAAUACCUUUCCACAUCUUCCAUUGUGCCACCCCCACCUCCCCAAGACCCUCAGGACUUUUGGCGCGGUACUUCUCCUGUCUGCCUAUCCAGGCCGCAGGGCCCGCGUGCCCUUGGGGAAGGGGCGUGUGUGCCGUUGGGAUCCGGCCUGUGCGCCGCAAGCAACGGGCUUUGCGCCCUUGCCUUAUGGACAAUGGACGGCAUACGUGCCCUUAUGAUACGGCCUGUGUGCCGCAAGCAAUGGGCUCCGCGCCCUUGCUUUAUGGACAAUGGACGGCAUACGUGCCCUUAUGAUACGGCCUGUGCGCCGCAAGCAACGGGCUCCGCGCCCUUGCUUUAUGGACAAUGGACGGCAUACGUGCCCUUAUGAUACGGCCUGUGUGCCGCAAGCAACGGGCUCCGCGCCCUUGCUUUAUGGACAAUGGACGGCAUACGUGCCCCUAUGAUACGGCCUGUGCGCCGCUAGCAACGGGCUCCGCGCCCUUGCUUUAUGGACAAUGGACGGCAUACGUGCCCUUAUGAUACGGCCUGUGCGCCGCAAGCAAUGGGCUCCGUGCCCUUGCUUUAUGGACAAUGGACGGCAUACGUGCCCCUAUGAUACGGCCUGUGCGCCGCAAGCAACGGGCUCCGCGCCCUGGCUUCAUGGACAAUUUACGGCGUACGUGCCCUCAUGAUACAGCCUGUGCGCCGCAGGCAACGGGCUCCGCGCCCUUGCUCCAUGGACACUUCACGGCGUACGUGCCCUCAUGAUACGGCCUGUGUGCCGCAGGCAACGGGCUCCGCGCCCUUGCUUCAUGGACAAUGCGCCGCGUACGUGUUCUUAUGAUACGGCCUGUGCGCCGCAAGCAACGGGCUCCGCACCCUUGUUUUAUGGACAAUUCACGGCAUACGUGCCCGUAUGAUGUGACCUGUGUGCCGCAAGCAACGGCUUCGCACCCUUGCUUUUGGGUAAUAGAUGGCAUACGUGCCCUUAUGAUACGACCUGUGUGCCGCAAGCAACGGGCUCCACACUCUUGCGUUGUGGAUUAUAGACGGCAUUGAAAUGCUUACGUGCCUUCGUUGUACAUGCCUUUGCGUUGUGGACAAUGUGUGGUCUGAGCGCCACGUUCGGAUACGGCGUGUGUGCCGCCAGCAACAGGCUUUGCGCCUCGCAUCAUGUGUCUUGCGAUAUGGCCUGUGUGCCGCAUGCAAUUAUGCUGCCUGCCCUGUCGUUAUGGACGCUUCGACUUGUUGCGUGCCCUGCUGCGUGCCCUGUCGCAAUACGCCUUGAGUGUACCGUGCACGGCAAGCCUGCGCCUCGCUAUUGCUUCGUGUUGACAACGGAGCGGGCUUACGUGAUCAUGCGUCACCCUGUACGUCUUGAGGUCCGCACGCACAUCAUACUAUCAC
This is a messenger RNA of Chlamydomonas reinhardtii, 2350 nucleotides long. RefSeq lists its product as uncharacterized. The coding region runs from base 121 to 294 and encodes 57 amino acids. NCBI's taxonomy places the organism in Eukaryota, Viridiplantae, Chlorophyta, Chlorophyceae, Chlamydomonadales, Chlamydomonadaceae. The record is from RefSeq and is a predicted model, not a curated record. The transcript has 2 exons.